AUGCCAGGCCAGGUAGGCAAUGAUCGCGCCGGUGCCUGCCAGGAACGGAAGACAAUGCAGAAUGUGCCGUGCCGUGCCGUGGAUGUGCACACGGACACAUCGCCACACACCGACACGAACACAAAGCGAGACACGAGUCGAAAAGAAUGCGAGAUCCUCUGGCGACGACGGCUGCUGAGUCGAAACGGACAACGCAUUACUACAAUCCAGCUUGAUGGGGUCCAGUACUUUGUCAGUCGGAUGAAUCCCUACUCACCGGAGCUGAACUAUUUCCUCGCCUACCAGUACUGCCGCUCGCUGGGGCUCCAAUUGGCAUCAUUUGAAACGAAGGAAAAGGUAGAAUCGAUGACUCAAUACCUCGCCAAUGCCGGUUACAGCAAGUACAACUUCUGGACGUCGGGCAACCGGCUCGGCACGGGAAUGUUCCUCUGGAUGAGCACUGGCUUGCCGUUCAAUGCGACCUUCGACUAUUUCGAAUCCACAACCACGGAUGCAUCAGCCGCCGGUUUGGACCCACUAGAUCACAAUAGCAACACCUCGCCUCAGCGCACCGCCCGUGACAGCAGCAGCGGUCUCGAGCGAGCUUGCGUUCACCUGAAAGCCCCCUCGCUACGGUGGGAACCCGAGGACUGUCUGGCGGUGAAAGAUUUCAUCUGCGAGCAGACCAGAUGCUACUACUACAACUACGGUAGUAUCCCGGUUUCAUCGGCGCAGGGCCGUCCAAUUGCAAGUACUUCGACCACUUCGGCUGCAUUCUCCCAGAGUCAUUCGACAGUCCGAAUUCAAACUACUCCAGCUCCGGUAAUUCACUCGUCAACCACUCCGGCAACCCUGCCGGUGGAGCAAACAUCACCUCUGGCAGCCUUGCUAAGCGGAAAUCCCCUGCCUGCCGAUUCAGAAUCCGAUGGCAGCCUCGAAUCGCGUAGCGACGAAGAAGCCAUUCUCGACGAAGAGGAAGAGCAUGAUGACGAAGAACACGAGCUGGAGGAUGAGGAUGAUUCCGAGGGACGUUCCCAGCAGGACGACACCGACUCGGCCGGCAUCGAAGAGCAUCACCAACAAGAACAGCAUCAAUCGGAGGAGCAAACCAUGAAACAGCACGACAUCCCUGUGGAACAGAAACUCAAACAGAUCACACGGGAAAUCGAAGAAAUGUCGCACGCAUCCGAUCGAGACGUCGACAACGGACGCCAGAGUUUCCUUUCGUUAUCCGAUCUGAUCAAAAACAUCCGCCCCGCCGAGAAGGUUAUUCCUCAGAUCGAUUCUUCCUAUUCGAACACGAUGCACGUCCUCGGCGAAACCAUUACUCACGGUGAAAGUCGAUCAGCUAAGAUUUAA
Molecule: messenger RNA, 1338 nt
Organism: Sabethes cyaneus
Lineage: Eukaryota; Metazoa; Arthropoda; Insecta; Diptera; Culicidae
Gene: nw
Exons: 5
Coding region: 1-1338 (445 amino acids)
Source: RefSeq, a predicted model, not a curated record